This is a messenger RNA of Chaetomium globosum CBS 148.51, 1752 nucleotides long. RefSeq lists its product as uncharacterized. Gene Ontology annotation, molecular function: superoxide-generating NAD(P)H oxidase activity. The transcript is spliced from 3 exons. Gene Ontology annotation, cellular component: NADPH oxidase complex; plasma membrane. The coding region runs from base 1 to 1752 and encodes 583 amino acids. Gene Ontology annotation, biological process: defense response; superoxide anion generation. The record is from RefSeq and is a predicted model, not a curated record. NCBI's taxonomy places the organism in Eukaryota, Fungi, Ascomycota, Sordariomycetes, Sordariales, Chaetomiaceae.
AUGGCGAGCUACGGAGGAUACGACGGCUACGGCGGCGGCAACCGCAGUAGCUCGGGCUCACUAAAGCAGUCGGAAAGGUCGAGAUGGACGCCCCUCACGCGGAUGUUGCUAUCGGGUGAGAUGACGCAGGAGAAACAAAAAGAGUUGACGCCACGAGAAAAGUUCGACCGAUGGAUGGUGAACGAAGGCUACCGUCGAAUUUUUGUCUUUGUAUUCAUGAUACUCCAUGCGACCGUGUUCGCCUUCAGUUUUGUCCACUACGCGCUCAAGGACAGUCUGCAGAUUGCGCGCGACACUUUCGGGCCGACAUUCAUGAUCGCGCGUGCCGCGGCGCUCGUUCUCCACGUUGAUGUCGCGCUGAUCCUGUUCCCAGUCUGCCGCACCCUCAUCUCGCUGGCGAGGCAGACACCGCUCAACGGCAUCAUCCAGUUCGACAAGAACAUCACAUUUCACAUUACCACAGCGUGGUCCAUCUUCUUUUUCUCCUGGGUACACACGAUUGCCCAUUGGAACAACUUUGCCCAGAUCGCAGCGAAGAACAACCUGGGGUUUUAUGGGUUCCUGUUGGCCAACCUCGCGUCCGGGCCGGGCUGGACGGGUUAUGUUAUGCUCAUUGCCUUGACGGGCAUGGUCAUCACCUCGGUUGAGAAGACGCGGCGCGCCAAUUACGAGCGGUUCUGGUAUACGCACCACAUGUUCAUCGUUUUCUUUUUCUUCUGGUCGAUCCACGGCGCCUUCUGCAUGAUCCAGUCCGAUUUUGCGCCCUUUUGCAGCUCGAUCGGCACCUCGGCCAUCGGCGUCUUCUGGCAGUACUGGAUGUACGGUGGCUUCGCCUAUCUUGCCGAGCGUAUUGCCCGCGAGAUCCGCGGCAGGCACAAGACGUACAUCUCCAAGGUCAUCCAGCACCCGAGCAACGUUUGCGAAAUCCAGAUCAAGAAGGAGCACACCAAGACAAGAGCUGGCCAGUACAUCUUCUUCUGCUGCCCCGCGGUGUCAUUGUGGCAAUACCACCCCUUCACCUUGACCAGCGCCCCGGAGGAAGACUACAUCUCAAUCCACAUGCGUGUCGUGGGCGAUUUCACCAGAUCGGUUGCCGAGACACUCGGCUGCGAAUUUGACAAGAAGAAGGGCGAGUCCUCCAAGGUGGUGGGCGUCAACCAGGACAACGACGAAGUGGAUCCCGCGCUCCGGCGGGUGCUGCCGCGUGUCUAUAUCGACGGACCGUUUGGCUCAGCGUCCGAGGACGUCUUCAAGUACGAGGUCUCGGUUCUGUGCGGUGCCGGUAUCGGUGUGACGCCGUUCGCGUCCAUUCUCAAAUCGAUCUGGUACCGGAUGAACUACCCGCAGAAAAAGACGCGGCUCAGCAAGGUGUACUUCUUCUGGAUCUGCAGAGACUUUGGGUCGUUCGAGUGGUUCCGCUCCCUGCUCCUCGCCAUUGAGGCGCAGGACGUGGACAACCGCAUUGAAAUCCAUACCUACCUGACGGCCAAGAUCAAGGUUGACGAUGCGACGAACAUCAUGAUCAACGACGCCAACGCGGACAAGGAUACCAUCACCGGCUUGCGGUCGCCGACCAACUUUGGUCGUCCCAAUUGGGAUAUGAUUUUCCGGGGUAUCAGGAAACUACACACCCCUUCUGAGGCUGGUGUGUUCUUCUGCGGUCCCAAGGGGUUGGGCAGUACAUUACAUAUUUUCUGCAACAAGUACAGCGAGCCUGGGUUCAACUUUGUCUGGGGCAAGGAGAACUUCUAG